AUGGGAAUAGGGAUUUUCGAGGCCAAAGCCGUGUCCGGUGACAUCCCCGGUACCUGUCUACUCCACCCGCCAUCGAACGGCGGCGAAGAGCAGGCUCUCGGAUUGAAGCGGCACGCUCAGGAUGCAAGCUUGAUCUUGCAGCCACAACCAAGCGAACAUCGAGAUGAUCCAUUGAACUGGUCCCGGUUUCGCAAGGAGGUCGCAUAUGCUUCGCUCCUGCUGGGAGCGAUAGCUGUCGGUGUAGUCGGCCCCGUCUUGACACCGGACUUUGGAAACAUCCUCACCGAGUACCAUGUCUCGUUGACCAAAGUUAUUGCGAUCAAUGGCGACCUCGUUCUGACGUAUGGAAUAGCGUCCUUUCUGUGCGUGUCUGUCUCAGACUCGCUCGGCCGACGCCCGACAUUUCUCGUCAGCAACAUACUGCUCCUCGCAGGUCUGAUUUGGGGUGCCCUCGCCAAGUCAUAUGGUUCUCUCCUCGGAGCCCGGAUCCUUCAAGGAUUUGGUAUGGGUGCAUACGGAUGUCUGGUGAAUUCCAGCAUCACGGAUAUCUUCUUUCUACACGAACAGGGUACUCGCAUCGCUAUCUGGCAAUUCGCCUUCAAUGGAAGUAUCUGCUUGACUCCGGUGAUUUCGGGCAUCCUUAUUCAGAGGCUUGGCAGGAAUAUCGCUUUUUGGGUCUUAUUCGGGGCUACAAUCCUCCCUGUUUUCGCCACCAUCCUGUUCGUUCCCGAGACUGUUUAUCAUAGGCAGCUUGAGUCGUGUGAUUUUGUGCAUCGGGACGGCGAGACGGGAACCGUAGUACAUGACGACACCAAGAAAGGAUCUGGUACCGCCAUUGUCCAACCGUUGGAAACCGCCGCGCCUAUACACCCAAGGGCCAUCUUCGAUAGCUACCAUUUACGACCCUGGAGACCGAUUCGCCGUGAUAAAAGCAUAACGCUUGCACUCUGUCGGCCGGCUUUAACUCUCUUGUCGCCCAACGUCCUGUAUGCAGCCUUUUUGUUCAUGACAACUUUCACUUGGUUUGUCCAGCUCAGUUCGCUGUAUAGCCAGAUAUAUGGCGCUCCCCCUUACUCUUUCGACACGGCCAAAAUCGGUUAUAUUGGAGGUAUCAGCCCUUUCAUAGGUACAAUGCUAGCACUGCUAUCCGCUGGACCCAUCAACGACCAUGCCGUAAGGAUCUUAUCCAAGCAUAACAAGGGGGUCUUUGAAGCCGAGAUGAGACUUGUCUUGGUGAUGCCUUGCGGGAUAUGUUUUGCUAUUGGCGCAUUUGGUAUGGGCUAUACCGUCCAACAUGGGGCACACUACCUCGUCACUGCUGUGUUCCUCGCAUUUCUAGUCGCUGGCGCAGCAUUCGGGACUAUUUGUGGUAUCACCUACGCCUCUAGCGCAUUUCCCGCUCGAGGAGGGGACACGUUCGGCAUCAUCAUGCUGGUUAAAGCCUUGUACGCGUGGGGAAAUACACUCUUCUGGCGGAUUGGUAUACUAGCUCCGGUCCGCUUUCCUGGUUCUACGUGACCGGUGCUAUCAGCCUAGCGAUGUGCCUUUUUGCCGUUCCUAUGUAUUGUUGGGGUAAACGAAUGAGAGCGUGGAUUGUCAAGACUAGGGUAGCAUGGGUAUUUGUAUAAAUGUGGUCCAGGCGGG
Messenger RNA from Filobasidium floriforme, 1644 nucleotides. Its product is annotated as major facilitator superfamily domain-containing protein. Lineage: Eukaryota; Fungi; Basidiomycota; Tremellomycetes; Filobasidiales; Filobasidiaceae. The transcript is spliced from 12 exons. The coding region runs from base 1 to 1518 and encodes 505 amino acids. Gene Ontology annotation, molecular function: transmembrane transporter activity. Gene Ontology annotation, biological process: transmembrane transport. The record is from RefSeq and is a predicted model, not a curated record.